Molecule: messenger RNA, 6154 nt
Organism: Sabethes cyaneus
Lineage: Eukaryota; Metazoa; Arthropoda; Insecta; Diptera; Culicidae
Product: bridge-like lipid transfer protein family member 3A
Exons: 15
Source: RefSeq, a predicted model, not a curated record
CUAGACGUGUAAACGCUGUGUUUCCACAAAUUAAUUAAAUUCCUGCUUUGAUUUAUUGACGAAUCGGACAGUAUACGGUCGAAGUUUUUUCUUAGUGAAACUGAUACCAGUUGUAUUAGGUUUAUUAUACGUGCAUGAUGAUAGUGAGAUUGUGUCCGCGUAGAUGUUUGUCAUAGCAAAUCGGUCGUGCUGUGACUAAUAAAUUGCGAAAGGUGAAGGUGAAGGGUGCUCUGGGUGCCUAACGAAAGUGUCUCGUUGUUAUCAGUGAAAGAAACAACCCGUUUAGAUGAUUUUGCGGAAUAAUGGUGUCUAUUUUAAAAAAUCAAUUGCUUAAGCAUCUUUCAAGAUAUACCAAAAAUUUGUCACCCGACAAAGUGAAUUUGAGCACAUUUCGAGGCGAAGGAGAACUUUCCAACUUGCAGCUGGACGAGAAUGUACUAACCGAGUUGUUGGAACUGCCGUCCUGGUUGCGUCUUACGUCUGCAUGGUGCAAUCAUGUGUCGUUUCGAAUAUCGUGGACCAAGCUGAAAAGUACACCGAUCACACUGACGCUUGACGAAGUGAAAAUAACGGUCGAAACAUGCGAAAUAGCCCGCAGCGGAACGCAAACGGCGGGGAUUUCAAGUCUUGCCGUUCCGCAGGGGAAGUACAGCUUUAUUCACAAGGUCGUCGAUGGCAUAACAGUGUUGGUGAAUACGGUAAACGUGAACCUGAUAAGUCCGGCGUUUACAGCUUCGGUUCAAAUUUCCAAAAUAAGAGUCGAAUCACGCACACCCAAGUGGCUACUCGGUGAUCUACGGGUAACUAGAAUAAAGGAUCCCGUCCGUGGACUGAUACUGAUAUUUAAAGAGCUAUCGUGGCAAACGAUCCGUAUCGAAGCUAGUUCAACGCAAGACAAAAGUCUAACUCCAUUGCGGCUGCUCACAAAUCAGGCACGUUGUAGAAUAACAAUCAAAAAGAAGCUAUCCGACUGUAGCAUACUAGCUAGUAGAUUGGUUUUAAUAUUAGACGAUUUGUUGUGGGUGUUGACUGACUCACAACUGAAAGCGGUUUUGCAUUUUGUUGACUCACUUUCGGGGCUGAUAAAGGCGUCCACUAACGUGGUCCAAAGGGUAAAAGCGCAGAGAAAGCUAGAAACACUUCCGGAAUAUCAAGCCCAGCUAGCUCAAUCGUCCAAGGCACCAGAUGCGCAGCAGCUAAAUGCAGUCCAGCGGUUUUUCAACAUCUACGAUGUAAGGGAAACUUCGUACCAUUUCUUCAGUCAACGAAUUGAUUUGCAUCUUUGCGAUGACGCUGGAGUUGGCCGUUCCAGCUAUCCUAGUUUAAAAGACGGUGGAGCGCUGCAAAUUUCUUUGCAAGGGUUUCAAAUUGAUUAUUAUCCAUAUCAUUUAGCGAAAGCAGAUCGCUCGCAUUGGCCAAAAUACAAAGAAGCAAGUGUUCCUCCGGCCUUGUGGCUAGAACAAUCUUUAAAUGCCUUCCGUGAAGCUAUAUUGAAUCUAAGUCAACCGAAUAGACCACCAACACAUCCGAGUUUAGAGAGGACCACUAACCUUGGCCAGCAACAGUCACAUCUGCCAAGAAAUCAGGCUACGAGUGGAGCACAAAGUAGUAUUAACUCACCGAACAUCUCCCAGUCAGCUGCCGCAUCACCAAUGAGGAAACAUGUCCUAGAUAAUAUAUCCAAGCUGAUGUGCGUAUGUGUGAUAAUAAAGAUUGAGGAAUUCACCUUGUAUCGAGUGACGACUUCGGGCAAUAAACAAAUGCCAAAGGAGUUCAUUACCGGCGAUCGGGAUCGAUAUAAGUUACCUCCGGAAAUGCCUUCGCUCCAUGCUGAGUUCACCUAUUUCUACUACCCCGGCGAUUUCGUGUUUCCAUUGCCUCCAUCCAAAGCGUUUGUCCAUAUCAAUCCGGUACAGAUUAGUUUCGAUCUCGACAGCUGUUUGUGGUUUAGUUCUUUUGUGCUUAAUUUGCACGAGAGUUUGCUUAGAACAACAAAUGUGGCUAGCAGUUUGAAUUCUCCAUCCACACCAUCGUCCGGGAGUCAUUCGGAACCGCAACCCAAUCUGAUGUAUAUGGACGUGAAGGUUGAGGUCAUAAUGCCUAGGAUCGUGUUCGAAGCCAGUGCGAACGCACCGCAACAGCGAGAUCGGCCGAGAACGAUGGUUGCACAAGUUACGCGAUUAACUCUGACUAACAUUCGCGAGAUGGGGUCUUCUCGAGCCGAUUUAGCUCAGGCUGUUUCAUCCCUACAAGAAGGCAGUCUGGUGUUUGGUUCCGGUUUUCCCUCUAUGCCGGGAGAUUUGUGCAUUGUGACAGACAGAAUAUUGUCACAUAUAGCAGCAAAGGAUGUUAUCGCUCCUGACCCGAUGAUGCAAGGGACGCAGUCUGCGUUUAGCCACUUGACACGUUAUGCAAUGUGGUCUGAGCCACGUGAUGUAUGGUGCAUUAAGUUGGAUCCUGUUUGGGUCGAUUUUUAUGGAGCAAGAUCUGUGGGAGCGAAUCGGGCGAUCCCAUUUGUUGAUGCUGUUCCGGUGACGAUUUGGUUGCAUGGUCGAUCGGAUUUCGAUUUAUUCGCUGAAGAGUUUGAUAGCGAGCAAUGGCAAUAUAGCGGUGUCAAUGAGACCAACUGUAAGAGGUACAGCAAUAUAUCGGACUCAACCAAGUCCAGCGAGAGUCUAGUGCUUUCAGUUAGCAACCUCAUGCAAUCACAAGAUUUAGAUCCACUGAGUAGAAAUUUACAUGGGAAUAGUACUGAAGAAAUCGCCUUGAAGCGACACUCGAAAGGUCAUAUGCCGCUUAUUGGUGAUAAUGUAAAGAAGAAAUCAGCUGAAGUUAACUAUCGAUCGGCAAUUCCCUGUCCUCCUGUAGAUAGUGAAGCAGACAAGACCGCAUCGGCCGAUCUGCACGUGAUAGCUCAUGUUUCCAAUUUAGUUAGCGUUCAAAUUGAUCACUAUCAAUAUUUGUUCCUGUUACGUUUGGCCGAAGAAUUGACCGAGUUGGCAACGUUCUUAUCACUGGACUCGAAACGGAUUCUUCAAGCGGCAAACGUGGAAAAGUCCAUCAUCGUUGGCUGUGUUAUACCGCAGGUAGAAAUAUCACUUGUGAUGCCUUCGCAAACACCUGGCAAGGAAUCGAGCGGUGGUGACGGCGAGAGUGUUCUGCCAGACUCUGCAAGUUUAGGUUCGGGCUGGCCCAACUCGAUGGAUCAAACCAGGAAUUCGAAUAUUUUUAGCAGUACUGAAUGUCCUUCGCCUGUUGCUGUGGAAGUUCCGGUUGAAAUCGAACACCAUCCUGUGCCCAAUACUCAUGGUCACAAUGUUCAAAUUCGAAGUGCUCCCACAACAUCCUCUUCAUCUGGAGUGGCGUCCGUUGAAAACCGUUCCUCAUCACCGGUAGCGGAACUACAGAUGGCCGCCCCGGAAGUGAUCAAAACUCGCAACUACUCGACUACAGAUUCGUCUUCAUUUUCGAAAGAAAUUCAUUCUGGGUACGCCUCGAUGAAGAAAGGCUUUUCCCAGUUUAUGACAUCCAUAGAUUCUAAGUUAAAAACGAACACGCCCGAAGAUGUUAGCGAUACGCUGUCAGUUCAGUCGGAUAUAAGUUCCGAUCUCGAGAACUAUUUACCUAUGCUUGGAGAUUCGGAGAAAACAGCAGACUGCAUGGAUGUGAUGUUUAAGCUUAAUCCCUUUAACAGCGACAGCACCAUUAAGGUUGCCCCUAUUGAAGUUGCUAGCGAGGUAUGCGAGGAUCCCUAUUUAACGAAUAUGUCCUCACCGUCUGAACCGUCCGAAGCUAGUAGUUUGCGAAGGCGAGAUUUGGUUUCCAUGGUUACGUUUAGGUUAACAACAGUAGAAGUGAUUCGUCAAAACAUUGGCAACAUAUCGGCAAUCAGACUGCAGGUUUCGGCCGUUAGCUGUGACGAAUGCGGAGCAAUACCGUGGGAUGAGUUUCAGAAUGGCCAGCAAAAAACAAAGACGAAGUUCGGAGCUAGAUGUAGAGCAUGGAACAUUGCACCACACAAUCCGGAAGCACCCCCUUGUAUUGCAGUUAGGUUAGAGGAAGAGCUGACACUACCGGCCGAUUCACUAAAUAUUACCGAUAAGAAGUCUAUACAGAGCUGGUUUCAACGCAAAUUAAAUGUCGAAGUGAAAAACCUCAAUCUUCAACUCUCAAUGAGCACCGUUAUUGGCCUUGGCGAUUUGGCCGAGGAUGAAGUCAUCCCGACGCCCAUUCCGAUGGAAGUAAUAUUGCAAAAUGUGAAGGUCAAUCUAAUCGAGGAUCGUCCUCCCGUAAACAUAACCUCACCGGGAACACUGCCGGUCAAUCUAUCGAUCGGGCGCAUGUAUAUUACGCGAGAUGCUGCUGGAGUCUUUUACCUACAGCCCCUGGAAAGUCAAGAUGAAGGAGCAGGCGAUUCACAGAAACCGGCACCGAAAAAGGAUCGCGAUCGAGAGGUACUGUCUUUGCAAUUGGUGAUGCACCAGCUCAAGAAGGACAACGAUAAUCUACGCAAGCAGUUGACAAGCAGCGAGAAAGAGGCUGAGAUGAAUAAAUUGAAAGCCCGUCAGGAAUUUGAAACUCUUCAAUCGUACUUGAAUGACGCACAGGACGAUGUGAGAACGUUGAUGGAUGAGAAGCGCACCUUAAUGGACACAAUACGCUCGCUUCAGGAUCAGCUGACGACAUUGAGUGAUGUACACAUGAACGCUACAGACGGCAAAAGAUAGCACAACUGUAUGGACUGCAUACAGUGCUGUGGCGAGAACCCUUUCUAAUGGUAAAGUCAAUUGAAAGGGUGGUCAUAGAGAAUUCAUGUUAUCGGUGUCGGGUUAUCGGAAAAGCUAUUCAAUCUAAAAGAUUUUUGUUCCUGUGCAUGCUUUUAGUGAAAAAAGUUCUUGUUUGAUUUCGGGUUCGAAUUUUUCUAUUUUCAAAAAUGACUGAAGUUUCCUCAGAGUCAAAAUAUCCUCUACAAAAUGUAAACACACUUGUAACCGUUUGAAAUUGCAGUUAAUCAGAAGUACCGACAAACAUAAAGUGAACAGAUCACCCACCGUUAGCCUGUAUGAGUAAGCAGUCAGUUAGCAAAUACAACAACAGCGAGCAAAGUGUUAAUAUUCAAUGAGAAUCACUCCGCUCGUGAUUGUGGUCUCAAUAAAACCAUCUGAGAAAUCCACCAAAUUUACACUUUUUAUUCGUUAUGUGUAUUUGAACGUGUUUGAUUUUAAACAACUACGCCACCCGGUUUCUUCUGGCGUCGCUGGAUAAAGAAUAUGGAUGUUACCACUGUAAAUAUUCACAGUUUCGUUUCUGUAUACGUUUUGUGAGCAGCAAAAUAAAGCAUAUUAAUAUUACUUUAUGGCCACAAAUUUUCAAAGUACUUUUUAAAGGUUUACACUAAGUAAAAUCUGUACUUUUUCAAAUAUUUUUUUUCUUGACAUUCCUUCCUCGUAAAUUUUCUAAAAACGCACUGAGCCGUUAGACUACGAUAGACGAUAACAGCAUCAUCAUCUUUACUAUGGUGAAUCAAUUCCUUUUUAUACAUUGCAGUAGUCGAUAGUCAUUUCUUGUGAUAUUAAAUUUAAUUAUUUUCGCUGAAUGAACUUACGGAUGUAUCGUUACCAAUAGGUAAAAAAUAUUGUCCAAAUUGGAGCUGCAGCUAGCAGUGGUUGAAAAAAUACGAUAGGUUGUUAUGAAUGACAGCGAGGUUUGUUUCACUUAUAAGACUUUCGAAUUGUUUUAAAGCUAGCUUUGCUUUAGUUUAAAAUUUCUGUGUCUACUUGGUGCUUAUUGAACUAAAAACAAAGAUAGACUCAAUAAAUGUGAAUUGGUACAGAAUGUAUUCUUGCAGAUCGUUAUAAAAGUAGCACUGACUUCCUGACGAUCAGGUAAAAUAUGAAACUUUGUAGUUAGCUUUGUAUUAAUUGUAUUUUAAAAUAUAUGAAAAACGCCGUACGUCUGGUGAUUAAGUUUACCUAUUCAAAAAAAAUAUAAAAGGGGUUACGUUAAUUAGGAUUUAUGUCGAGCUAAUAAUGGAAUACAUAAUAAAGUCAAUAAAAAGGUCUACGUUUAACGGAUGUUGAAAAAGAUUUAUCAGAUUCAUAUAUUUACCAUUACUAUCAUUGAAACGAUGUCAAAUAAAAACGUUUGUCCUUGA